Molecule: messenger RNA, 3714 nt
Organism: Scedosporium apiospermum
Lineage: Eukaryota; Fungi; Ascomycota; Sordariomycetes; Microascales; Microascaceae
Product: Multidrug resistance protein 1, 2, 3 (P glycoprotein 1, 2, 3)
Exons: 11
Coding region: 1-3714 (1237 amino acids)
Biological process (GO): transmembrane transport
Cellular component (GO): membrane
Molecular function (GO): ABC-type transporter activity; ATP binding; ATP hydrolysis activity
Source: RefSeq, a predicted model, not a curated record
AUGGCAGCGUCUUUGGGCCUUCGAGAAGGCGAGAGUGCUGCUGGACUAGCCAAUGAUUCUCAAAUCCCAAUCAAACCUGAGAAAGAGAAUGUCGAGUCCCCCGAGAAGAAGGUCAUGAAUGGCUUCCUACUUCUCCGAGACGAUGGCAAGGGUCAUGCUGAUGCAGUCAAAAGUCUCUACUUCGUUUACAUAGGUGUCGCCCGUCUCGUGGCUACCUACAUCUAUGCCUCUCUCUUCACCUACGUCGCGUAUCACUUAACCCGCAACGUCCGACGAAGCUAUCUACUGGCUGCUUUAGGCCAAGAAAUCGCCUACUAUGACCAGGGCACCUCCGGCUCCAUAUCUCAGCAGGCGACCACAAACGGCAAGCUCAUCCAGUCCGGCAUCGCAGAGAAACUCGGCAUCGUCAUCCAAGCCAUCUCCACCUUCGUGGCGGCAUUCGUGAUCGCAUUCGUCACACAAUGGAAGCUAACUUUGAUCCUCAUCUUUAUGGUGCCAACUCUGCUCGUUGUUCUCGGAACGGCGGGUGGUAUCGACGCCAUGAUCGAGACCAGGAUUUUGCAGGUCUACGCCCAAGCCGGUAGCUACGCCGAAAACGUUCUCGGAGGCGUCCGGACCCUUCAGGCCUUCAGCCUUCGACCGAGGGUGAUUGCUAAGUAUGACUCUUACCUCCAGGAUGCGUACACCCAGGGAAUGAAAAAGAAUAAGCUAUACGGCGUCGUGUUCGGAGGGCAGUAUUUCGUCGUCUAUGCCGGCAUGGGCCUGGCCUUUUGGCAGGGCACCGCUAUGCUUGACCGCGGAGAAAUUUCCAACCUGGGAACCGUCUUUGUUGUUCUCUUCUCCGUCAUCCUCGCUGCGAGUACGGUCAUGCAAGUAACGCCACAUAUGGUCACCUUCAGCCGCGCGGCAACCGCAGCUUCGGAGCUGUUCGCUCUCAUCGAUAGGCAAUCCGAGAUUGACCCCUUCAACGAAUCGGGAGACAAACCCGACGAAACUGCCGGCAUCAUCGAUCUGCACGGUAUCAACUUCAGCUAUCCUACCCGUCCAGAUGUCGCCGUUCUAGAGGACUUUACCUUGAAUAUCCCCGCAGGCAAGGUCACGGCGUUGGUGGGACCGUCCGGCUCAGGAAAAAGCACCAUCAUCGCCCUGCUUGAGCGGUGGUAUAACCCCCAUGCAGGCAGCAUUCUCCUGGAUGGCAAGGACAUCGGUCAGCUCAAUCUCAAGUGGCUGCGGACCAACGUCCGUCUAGUUCAACAGGAACCGGUGCUCUUUAAUGGCAGCGUGUUCGAAAACAUUGCCAACGGCCUCGUCGGCACACAGUGGGAGGGAGCAUCGCAAGAAGACCAAAUGCAGCGCGUCCAGGAGGCCGCGAAGCUAGCCUUCGCGCACGACUUCAUCCAGAAUCUGCCGCGAGGAUACUACACACGAAUCGGCGAGAGAGGCGGCCUGCUCUCGGGCGGACAGAAGCAGCGGAUCGCGAUAGCCCGCAGCGUCAUCUCCGAGCCCAAGAUCCUACUCCUCGACGAGGCGACUAGCGCGCUCGACCCGCACGCCGAGGGCAUCGUCCAGAAGGCCCUCGACAGCGUCUCUAAGAACCGGACGACCAUCGUCAUCGCGCACAAGCUGGCAACUGUUCGCAACGUGGAUAAUAUCGUGGUCAUGUCCGAGGGCAAGAUCAUGGAACAGGGGCGUCACGAAGAGUUGGUGUCUAGGAACGGAAUCUACGCUACUCUCGUCAAGGCCCAGGAUCUCGCGCCGGCCAACAUUCAGAAGAACCGCGGCUCGGGGGGCACAAGCACGUCCGAUGAGGCCUCGGAAAAGGGAGGCGAUCGUGUCGAUCGCGUUCAGUCUCUUGCCGGGAUCCAGAUGGGCGAGGCGCGACAACUAGCUGCCAAGGACCCGGAAGACCACAGCUUGUAUGAGAAGACGGGCAUUAUCCACAGCAUUUGGAAGCUUCUGAGAGGGACGCCGGAUAUCUGGCCUUGGUUCGCGGUCACAAUAGCCACAUGCAUCGGAGGAGCCGCCGUCAACCCUGGGCAAGCCCUUUUGCUAGGCAACAUCAUGAGCGUCCUUACGUCUGCAAACAUAGUCGCUCGCGGCAAUUUCAUCUCGUUGAUGUUCUUCGUCAUGUCACUCGGCAUUCUCAUCAUAUACUUUGCCAUGGGCUGGUCAACCAAUACUAUCGCACAGGCUCUCAGCAGGAAGAUGCGACGGGAAAUCUUAGAGUCCUUCCUCCGGCAGGACCUCCGGUUCUUCGACCGGCCCGAAAACACGGUCGGCGCACUCAUCAGUCGCCUCGAUUCCUACCCGCAGGCCAUCGUGGAGUUGAUGGGUUUCACCGUCGCCAUCAUCCUCAUGUCGGUGAUUAAUAUCGUCGCGUCGAGCGUCCUGGCCAUCAUUGUGUCUUGGAAGCUCGGGCUGGUCGGUGUCUUCGUCGGGCUGCCGCCCAUGAUGCUAGGUGGCUAUACGCGCGUCAGGCUCGAGACUAAAAUGGAGGACGAAAUAGGCCAGAGGCUGUCGGCUAGCACUUCAGUGGCUUCGGAGGCGGUCAUGGCGAUCCGUACCGUCUCUUCGCUCGCCAUCGAGAGCACUGUCCUAAGGAAGUACGUCGACGAGCUCGACCUCGCGAUCUCUCAGGCGAGCGGGCCCAUGUUCCACAUGAUGACCUGGUUCUCUCUUACGCAGUCCGUCGAGUACUUUGUUCUGGCCUUGGGGUUUUGGUGGGGAUCGAAGCUGAUCAACGACGGGGAAAUCAGCUUCUAUCAGUUCAUCGUGUCGUUUAUGGGUGUUUACUUCUCCGGCCAAGCCACUGCGUUGGCUUUCAGUUUCGCCAGCAGCUUCACCAACGCGAACCAAGCCGCCAACUACUACUUCUGGCUUGCCGGGCUCAACGGGACCAUCCGUGAGACUGACGACAGCCGCAAAAAGGGGCCCGAGAGCGGGUGCCGCUCCUACGACUUCCAAGACGUGAAUUUCUCAUACCCCCUGGCGCCGGACAACCAGGUUCUCAAGGGUGUGUCUCUGUCAAUUCAACGAGGCGACUUCGUGGCAUUCGUGGGAGCCUCAGGUUGCGGAAAGAGUACCAUGAUCUCGCUCCUAGAGCGCUUCUACGACCCGACAAGCGGCGCCAUCAUCAUCGACUCGACUGCACCCCUAUCGUCCAUCAACCCGCGUCUGUACCGGGAGCAGGUGGCCCUGGUGCAGCAAGAUCCGACGCUCUUCCCAGGCACGAUCCGCGAGAACAUCUCGCAGGGGGUGCCGAAUCUAGGUGCGACGGAGGCGGCGUCGGACAAGGCGCUGGAGGAGGCGUGCCGGAUGGCCAACGUGUGGGACUUCGUCUCAUCGCUGCCCGAGGGCCUCGACACGCCGUGCGGGGCGAGCGGCAGCCAGCUGUCGGGGGGUCAGCGGCAGCGCAUCGCCAUCGCCCGCGCGCUGGUGCGCAAGCCCAACGUGAUCCUACUUGACGAGGCGACGAGCGCGCUGGACACCGAAUCGGAGAAGCUCGUCCAGAGCGCGCUGUCUGAGGCAGCGUCGUCUAGGGACAGGAUCACCAUCGCUGUAGCGCACCGUCUCUCGACAGUCCGCGAUGCCAACUGCAUCUUCGUCUUCCACGCAGGCAAGAUUGCGGAGGCCGGGACACACGGCGAGCUGGUUGCGAAACGGGGGAUGUAUGCCAAGAUGUGUGAGGCUCAGAAGCUGGACGGCGCUGCAUGA